Messenger RNA from Hordeum vulgare subsp. vulgare (domesticated barley), 567 nucleotides. RefSeq lists its product as uncharacterized. The transcript has 3 exons. The coding region runs from base 1 to 567 and encodes 188 amino acids. Lineage: Eukaryota; Viridiplantae; Streptophyta; Magnoliopsida; Poales; Poaceae. The record is from RefSeq and is a predicted model, not a curated record.
AUGACGCCGCCAACAAUGACUCGCCGUCUCGCCCACGGAGACGCCGCCACCGCCGCUUCCACCACCGACGGCCCUGCCUCCCCCAGCGGCCCUCCCCUACUACCGCACUACCCCGGCAGACCACCCCGCCCCGCCUCUACCGUCCUGCCUCCCACCCCGCCCCGCCCUGCCACGCCCCCGGCGAGUGGUGGUCACAAUAAGAAAAGAGGGGCCUCUUCUCCUCUCUCGCGUCCGAUUGCCUCGAGCUCGGGUGUCGGCGGCGGAGGGGCGAACGGGGGCGUCGGGGAUGGACCGACGACGCUGGAUGAGCUGUACCACAUCAACGUCGUGCCGGCCGAGCUGCACUUCAAGUUUCGCAAGGAGCUCCAGGGCCUCCGUGUCGGCAUCAACUUCGAGUUCUACAAUCUAGAGGUGAAUGAUUUUGAGGCAAAGGUGGUUCGGAAGCCCCUGGACUUCGACCGGAAGUGGCAGUUCCAGUACAAGCCCAUCAGCGGUGACAUACAACUGCUUUCCAAGAAGUUUGAAGUUAUAAAGUACGUGAACCUUCAGGAACUGGUUACAUAUUAG